AUGCCUGCUGUAACAUGGAGGGAGUCCUUCCCACCUAAGCCAAGUUUUACUGAAAAAGAUAUUCCGGAUCAAUUUGGCCGCGUCUUCAUUAUUACAGGUGGCUCGUCCGGGUGUGGCUUUGAGACUGCAAAGGCCGUGUACAAUCUCAACGGCCGUGUCUAUAUUGCCGGUCGCUCAGCUGAAAAGGCAGAAGAAGCCAUCCGCCGGAUCAAAUCCGAGCCCGCCGCUCCUCAUCCAACCGUCAAACGAGGUCGAGGAGAGAUUUUCUUCCUCCGGCUGGACCUCAACGACCUUAGUACCAUCAAAGCAUCUGCCGUCGAAUUUCUAUCCAAGGAGUCGAGGCUGGACGUUGUGUGGCACAAUGCCGGACUCGGCGGGGCGCCGUUCGGAAGCAAGACUGUCCAGGGCUUCGAGACGCAUCUCGGUGUCAACGCGCUUGGUCCGUUUCUGUUUCAGCAUUUCCUAACACCUAUCUGUCUUGAGACAGCCGCCCGGCCUGACGCCAAGCCCGGCCACUCGAGAGUUGUCUAUGUUUCGUCUUCGGGACAUCGAGCGGCACCCAAGCCCGACGGUGUUAACUGGGAUGACCUAAACAUGCACGAGCUAGGCGGCUUCAAGGGGGCUAUGACCAAAUACCCGCAGAGCAAGGCCAUGCUGGUCAUGUUUGCACAUGAGUUCGCCCGGCGUUUCGCAGCGCAUGGCCUCUUAUCACUUUCCCUCCACCCAGGGUCUGUUAAAUCCGAAUUCCAGCGCAACCAGCCCGGACUCGUCAAGUGGCUGACAUCCCCGCUUCUUUACGAACAACAUUACGGCGGCCUCACCCUGUUGUUUGCAGGCUUUGCUAAUGUCGACGACACAACGAUGCUCGAUCAGGGCGGGAAGAACGGAUCCUAUAUUGAGCCAUGGGGGCGUUGGGGAACUGGGGCCGAUUAUAUCAUCGACGGACUUGAGAAUCGUGGUACUGGAGAACGUUUGUGGAAAGUGUGUGAGAAGCUCUUGAAGGAUUGGAUGUGA
Messenger RNA from Trichoderma aggressivum f. europaeum, 1014 nucleotides. RefSeq lists its product as uncharacterized. The coding region runs from base 1 to 1014 and encodes 337 amino acids. The record is from RefSeq and is a predicted model, not a curated record. Lineage: Eukaryota; Fungi; Ascomycota; Sordariomycetes; Hypocreales; Hypocreaceae. The transcript has a single exon.